AUGGCGAGCGGAACCGAGUUGCACGAUGCAAUGAAGUCAAUCCCUUCUACAUCGGAGGACGAGAAUCAAGACCAGAUCGGCUCAAAUGGGUCAACCCCUACGCCGACUGGAAUCGCUACACCGGAACCCGAUCCUGCGGACAAGCGUCUGCCUUCCAUAAUGCACAACUACUUCCAGGUUGGUUCUAUCUCCGGUGAUAAAGCGAGUUUGCCGCGCUUUUGGUCGUGCCUGUCGAAAUCCUCUGAGGACCCUCAAUCAAAUGCGCUCCCACACUCCGAUUCCUCCGAGUCCUUUGUCAUGAUGGAACAUGAAGAUGGGUCUGAUAAGAUGAUGGAAACUGUACCUGCUGGCCUGCCCACUCCUCCUCAUUCGCUGUUGCAACAUGACUCAGAUGAGAUGGAACUUGGGACGAGUCCAGGCACCUCAUCUAUCUUUAAUACCCUGAAGAGUUACCUCAUUCCACCCGCAACCCCCGAUGAUGCUUCCCGCCGUCAAACUUCCCUCCCAGUCUCCAGCAUUUCUGAUGACCCCGUCCUUGCCACCCACUUCUCCAAUCCCUCUCUCCCCUCAGAUGCAUUCUCCCUGACCGAAGCUCCCCUCCACGACCAUGAGAAGCCCCGUGUUUCAGUAUCUUCCGAGAACCUUGCCAAGCUAACUGGAAACGCGCCCGAUGGGUCGCGUCUUAAGAACACCCCGCCCCUCACCCCCAGGGCCAUGUCCAACGAGGUCCCAACCUCUCAGCCGAAGGAGGUCACACCAGUCACGCCAGCUGAGCCAGCUCCGCAAGAGCCCGAACCGGAAUCCACCACGGAAGACAUGGAAAGCUCCACCGAUGAGAUCACUAUGAAGCUUGACGAGGCAUUCCCCUCCCAGCCUGCGACAUCCUCAUCCCCUGCCAACGGUGCGCCCACAGGGCCAAUCAACGGUAAAUUGUUCGUGAAGAUCACCGAUGGUCGAGGAUUACGCCCCAGUUUUGACCCGUACGUGGUGUGCGUUUUUGAAUGGAAUGAGUACAUCUCCAAGGGUGCUCGUGAUGGUGAAGAGGAAACAAAGAGACGCCAGCAGGAGUCCGAUGCCGAAGAGGCUGCUGCCGGCCGACCGAUGGCCAUUCCCAUGAAAAGCCGACAGAGCAGUCACAACAGUGCUGUGGACGGUGACCACAUGGGCCGGACUCCUGUCACGGACCCCCACUGGGAUCACGAGGCAACCUUCGAUGUUAUGGGAGACCAGUCCGAGCUUGAUGUUACAGUUUACGACCGCAACAACCAAGAAGCUUUCCUGGGUCAUGUACGACUCUGCAUCAACCUGAAAGAAGACCACAGCCGCUUAGAAGGCUGGUUCCCUCUGGUCGCCCGCGGCGCUGGAGACAAUCAAUCCGACACCGACACCUCCAACUUCGACCCAGAGUUUACAAACGCGUUGGAGACCAACAAUUCGCUGAACCUCCGUGCAGCCGCCCUGGCCAACGGCCUCAUGCCCGGCUCUACCCCUCUUUCCCCCGGAAUGCAAGCCAACUUCAAGGGAUUCACCUUUGUCAACGAGAGUUCCAUCGACCACCACCUGAAAGACGACGAUUUGAGCGACCACAUGGAAGAAGACGCGAUGCAUGACCAUGCCGACGGGUACCGGCGCUCUCACCGGUCCGGUAACUCAGUCGACCAGCGCAUGACAGGCGUUCAGAAGACGCACGAUGGCACAGAGCCCGGAAUUUUCAAUGUUGACGAUACCUUUGACAUGUGA
Molecule: messenger RNA, 1740 nt
Organism: Penicillium antarcticum
Lineage: Eukaryota; Fungi; Ascomycota; Eurotiomycetes; Eurotiales; Aspergillaceae
Gene: schA
Product: serine/threonine protein kinase SCH9
Exons: 4
Coding region: 1-1740 (579 amino acids)
Biological process (GO): protein phosphorylation
Molecular function (GO): protein serine/threonine kinase activity; ATP binding
Source: RefSeq, a predicted model, not a curated record